Molecule: messenger RNA, 1428 nt
Organism: Amoebophrya sp. A25
Lineage: Eukaryota; Dinophyceae; Syndiniales; Amoebophryaceae
Source: the annotation of a GenBank genome assembly
CGAAGAUGACGAAUAACAUCAACCUCAUUGGUUCUCUCGAGGAAGCAACCACUGCUCAAGGCCAGAGAGAGAGGCAAUCUUCGAGCGGGGGCCUCUUACGGGUGAGUCACCAUGUCCACAAACUCGGAAGCCACAAGCUCUACGCUCGCAACAGCAAGCAGCCGCGCGUCAUUCACUUCAGCAGUACUCGACGAAGCAGUGCCGCCUCUGCGCCUGACGCGGUCGAAGACUUGCUCUAUCCCGCUUCUGAAACGUGUUGCGCGUUGUUCAAGAAUAAGAGAAUGCAGCCCAUAGUUUUGGUCGUUUGCGCAGGCUUGUGCAUUCUGGCAGGUUUUUUGUUGGCAGCAGCGAUGCAAAGAAUAGUUCUGGUUAGCAACCAACUCAGCACAGCACAGCAGCAGCAGCUGCAUGCGCACAGCCGCCGGAUACAUCAAGGUAGUGACGAUGCAACUACUGCGGGAGCGUCCGUUAGUGCUUCUCCCACUGCUGCGUCGGCUUCUCGUUCUCCCGCCGCGGCAAGUAGCGGAAUUCCCGCCCCCGGUACGCCUCCUACUACUGGCGAUUCAGUGGAGCACCAAGUGCGCUCUCUGCCAUCUCACUCUCCAAAAGCUUACCAACCGAAAAUGUCUCCACCACCGAGUCCCUCUCCGAGCCCGGGGCCCCAGGGAAGUCCUCGACCUCGUGCACUCCAUGUGAACACGACAAAAGCGGCUAGAGGUAGCAGAAGUCCGUACCAAGUGCAGUACAGUCUCCAGCAUCAUGGGGGAAAAAACUCGCAUCAGGCCUUCUCGCAAUUCCUUUAUGCUAAUACGUAGCCAGAGCCAGUUCAAGAGAGAAAAACUAGUCUUUGACCGCGAGUAGCAGUAGGGUGGCACAGCGCCACGCUGAACCUAAAUCAAAAUAAGUAUAAGAAUGAUGACGUUCCUCCAUCUUCAUGAUGGGCAUGACGAGUUUCCAAUGUCACGGAUCAGAACUGUAAAAGAGGGUUGGGUUCAAAGAUGAUGAAGAUGAAAUAACUCAAGAAAAAAAGCGAGGUUACCUAUCGUCUUCUCUUCAUGAUUUGUCGGGUGGGAGCACCGGUUCGUAUGGCUUACCUGCAAGCGGAUCCCGCGCGAAGGGUGAAGCACCAGAUACUAGACGACCAUCACCCUCAUACUCGCCUGAGGAGCCCAACAGUCCAACUACUGCGACUGCAACGCGUCGUCCUCUCGACUUGCAACUGCGUGCGACGAUCGCGCUACAACCUCCCGGAAAAUUGGUGCGCGGCAAAAGCGAUCCGGUGGGAGGUCGCUUGAACAAUUUUUUGGCUACCUUUGGAGGCAAUGCAGAGAAUCCAACCUCCACAACGAGCACCGGGGCGUACGACAGUCUACGAGGAAGCGGUGAUGCAAGUGUCAGCGGGAGUGAACUGACUGCGGAAAGACCAUU